Messenger RNA from Symbiodinium necroappetens, 381 nucleotides. NCBI's taxonomy places the organism in Eukaryota, Dinophyceae, Suessiales, Symbiodiniaceae. The record is from the annotation of a GenBank genome assembly.
AUGGUCUUGGCAGCACUGGUGCACCGCUGCUGCUUCUUGGUGACAAAGCUGGCAUUGUUCUCCAGAGCACCCAGCGCAUUUCUUGUCGAUGCAAGUGCUUGCAUCAGCCUCGCACACGCAGGUAAGCCCUUCGGCACCAUACAGGUCAGCACAGAGGUCAGCGUCUGGCUGCUCCACCUUGCACAUCUCUGGCUGCGCACUUGCAUCGUACGUGGCACAGCACUGGGCGAUGCGGGUGGCAUCCUCGCGGCAAAGGUCGCACUGCUCCCCACCAAAGCAGUGGCAUUGCUCUUCGAUGCAGGCCUUGGUAUCCUCCUCAACGUCAGCAUCGUCGCAUAUUUUGGCGGCGUGGUUGAAUGCCAAUGCUUGUCACAGCACUGA